CCUCAUCUGGCUCAGAGGAGAGAAUGUACAGGGAGACACUUAACGUCUGAUCAGCUGUAAAUAUUUGGACUUGUUGAUUGUGCUCGGAUUCGAUUUGAACCAAAUGCAGAGCUGUGUUUAGGAGACUCUACUGACUGCCACCGGUAAGCAAAUGCAGUACAUGAUGAGAUCCUUGCAGGACCUGAAGCAGAUAAGCAGGCCAAGGCCACUGAGUGAACCAUGUGCUCAGUCCUUCGCUGUAACACGGCUCUGCAAACAGAGGGCACAGCAAGAGCGACUCACUCGUCUAUGUGUUUCUGAUGCCAGUGAAGCCAGCACAUAUGACUCUGCAUGCUGCCUGGCCAGCACACUGGAAGAAGACGAAGAGCAGCAGGAACAUGAGCGGUUGACACAAGGCUCCCCAAGCAGUGAAAAGAGUCUGGACUUUGACUCGGGUUACUCUGAGGCUUCCUGGCAGGAUGAAGGUGUGGUGCUGAGGAGGACCAGAAAUGUGCGAGUCUCCUCUUCUGCCUGCCUCCGCACAAACAGAGGACCUUCUGGCCGAAUCAGGCCAAAAUCAACGUCGGACGCCUGUCUGGAGCGCUGGACGUCAUUUGAGGCCGGUGACCCAGAGGACUGGACAACAUCGCUGCUGAGCCGCAGCAGGAACAGACAGCCCCUGGUUCUCGGGGACAACAGCUUUGCUGACCUAAUAAAGAACUGGAUGGACCUACCAGAGAGUCCUGAGCCAGCAGAACUAAAGCCCAGUGCGGGUCGGCGCCUUGCCAAAGAUAUUUUGGUCAACAUGCGCCGCAAACUGGCAGGGAUGUCUAAAAGUGUGGAAGUGAGGCCAAGGCCAGCAGACUCCACAAGGGUCAGUAGGGCUGCUGAGGCUCCCAAACGGAUGUCUUGUCCUGUGGGACGCCAGGCUCUCAAACCUUUCUUUCACCAGUCCCACACAGGCCUGCAUCAACUGGACACUGACUUUUACCAGUUUACCGCACUCAUGAAGACAGGCAGCCGACAGCCCAUCAUAUGCAAUGACAUUAUUGGAUACAUUUAAGCGAGGCUGUAACUGCGGACUGACUCUUUAACACAAAUUAAAACAAGAUGGUUCUAUUUUCAUCACAGCAUUUUGUCCAUAAUGUUGAUAAAUCUGGAAUAAAAGUUUUUGGGAUUUAAUGAAAA
Molecule: messenger RNA, 1167 nt
Organism: Micropterus salmoides (largemouth bass)
Lineage: Eukaryota; Metazoa; Chordata; Actinopteri; Centrarchiformes; Centrarchidae
Gene: inka1b
Product: inka box actin regulator 1b
Exons: 2
Coding region: 152-1042 (296 amino acids)
Cellular component (GO): nucleus
Molecular function (GO): protein kinase binding; protein serine/threonine kinase inhibitor activity
Source: RefSeq, a predicted model, not a curated record